Messenger RNA from Gadus chalcogrammus (walleye pollock), 2528 nucleotides. RefSeq lists its product as uncharacterized. The transcript is spliced from 3 exons. The record is from RefSeq and is a predicted model, not a curated record. The coding region runs from base 281 to 967 and encodes 228 amino acids. Lineage: Eukaryota; Metazoa; Chordata; Actinopteri; Gadiformes; Gadidae.
GUUUUAAGAGAAAUGAUGACAUUAGAUCCAUUAACAGAACAAUACAUUUAAACCUGUCCGGUCUAUCUACAAUAACUCUUGGAUUUUUGUAAAAAAAAAAUGCUCGGUUUGGGUGAGGAAAAGUUCCACUCACAAGAAGUAGCUUGUUUCGUGUUUGUUUCGAGCAGAUGGUUUCAGACCGCGCGCUCCAGACGCGGAGCGACUCAUUCUUUCCGACUGUUAAAGCGCGAGCGACUGGCCCGCGUGCGUCGUCCAGAUCUCUCGUGAAGAAAGAGUCGAGAUGGUCGAAGGGGAGGUGAGAUGGACCUGGCUGGGUGUCUCCUGCUGUCUCCUGCUGUGCGCCGUCAGCCCAGCGGGGGGCGAGAGUGCUGCAGGGGAGCCGCCAGACCUCUUCUGGGACUGGGAGCUGGGCUCCGGUGGGGGUCGACCCCUCCCCCAGGAGGAAUUCCUGCACAUCUUCUCUGCCGCCGAUAGUCCCUUCGUCACCGAGACCCUUAACCGUCCUGCCAACUGCAGCCAGCGGUUCCGGCUCCCGUCGGCCUCGGCGGUCUGUUGGGAGGACGCGGCCGGCCCGGAGGAGCUGGCCCGGUCCCGGCAGUUGGUUCUGCAGAACCAGGCGGCGCUGGAGGCCGUGGCCAGCUCCAGCGGGACGGAGGUGGAGGAGGGCGUGUCGACCGUGACGUACGCCCAGCGGGUGCGUGGUGAUCUGCGGGCCGUUGUGGUAGACCACCAGAGCAUGGGGGUGACCAUGGACACCAUGCAGCAGGUGUUGACGUCGCUGCAGGAGAAGAGGAGGGAGGGCACCGAGCAGAAGGUCUACCUGAGCAUGAGGGAGCAUCUCGCCAGCGCAGGGGACUCCAUCAACGGCAGAGAGCAGAUUGCAGAAAACCUGGAACACCAACUCUCCCAUCUCGAGACAUCUCUGCUCAACAUGCAGCAUCGCCUCAACAAGAUACUAAUGCAGUAAACACGCAACCUUUUCUCUGUGUUGGUUCGGGUGUGAGGCAUUUGUCAGGUAUUUGCACUCAUUCCAUAUUAUAUAUUAUGGCAAUGUAGGGGAUUUAGCACAUGUUCAAUCUCUCCACCGUAGCGGUGAGAACGGAACGAUUUAUCAGUAUGCAAUUAUAUUACAUUUACAUUUAGUUGAACCGAUACACGUUAUCCACAGCCAUGUACAAGUGAGGCCGUGAACAUAUGAACCAUACAAUAUUGAGGAAUCAAAAAUGUUAUUCCGUGGGCUGGAAUAGCACCAGUUUGUUUGUUUUGUUUUUUAAAAACAAAGUGCAGAUUAUCUCUAGGAAUCAGAACACCACUCUUCAUGUAUGAACAUCAUACAAACAUACACUCCAACGUUCAAGCGCUGUGGAAAGCUCUGAACUCUGUGAGUUUGAAACACGUGGUAUGCGGAUGCAUUAAAGAUUCCUGCUUAAACAGACAUGUUCCAUAAAGACCAUUUAUGGCAGACUGUCCAUUUUAUAGGUUCUCACAAAAAACAGAAGAAAAAAAAGGUUUAACUAGACUAGUAAAGUGGUUUGACCGAUAGCUGAAGUUUAAUUAGCCUCUUUGGAAUAUGAUGUAAAUGACUGUUGCACAUGGGAAGCUUUGAAAAUAUGUAAUUAUCGGAGAAUGUUUUAAAGGAUCAAUAAAGACGAUUAAACUGAUGUCUUCUAACCCUAACAUUGAGUUGCAGACAAGAUGCUUGAUGUAAAAACAUUUUUUUUUUUAUCUAUAUCAAAACAUAUACAACAUAUAAGCAUACUCAAUGUUAUGCUCAACAUAUCAUAGGCCAAUCGAAGUGUACACAUUACUGUAUUGAGAUCAAAAAUCUUGCUUUGUAGUUGGAAUGAAAAAAAACAAUUUUUGGCUAACUUUGGUUACAUCUCUUCCUCAUCGACAUAUUCCAAAUAAAACAACAAAACUAAAUUUAAAGGACCGCUCUGGGGAGAAAAUCCUCUAGUCUAGUGUAUGAAACAAACCUGGUCCCAAUAAUCAAAGUAAAAAGUAUACUGUCGCAAACUAGCACAUAUAUUCACAUCCAAUGGUAUUGCAUUGACUGCAUGCUUGCGUUGUUUAAUCUUUACAAACACAAUAUUAGAUUAGAUACCACACUUAAGAUUUCUAACUGUGAUUGUGACUGUUGUUUGGAGGCCUAUUUUAAAAUAAAUAAGGGGUGUCAUUCCCACUCCAGGAUAUAUAGCUUCUUAAUUCAUCGAUAGAAACUUGCAUGAAAUUCUUCUGCAAGAGUACUUCAGGAGAAUUUCGGACUUGAUUUAAAAUUCACCCGAAUUAGCUCUUGUUUCCCCCUCGUCAACAGAAGUUCCCUCAUCUACGUUCAUUCUCACUGGAUGGCGACCUAUAGAUACACGUUAUGACAUCAUCCGAUGCAAAAUGCCCUGAAGAAAAUGUCAGAUGUCUGCUUCCUCGUCUUCGAUUUGCUCCAAGGUCUUGAGAUAAUCCCCAGCCAAAAUCUUCUUUGGUAGGAUAUCUGUCAAUAAAAAAACACAAACAAAUUCAAUUUUAUCAUGGGU